This is a messenger RNA of Peronospora matthiolae, 681 nucleotides long. NCBI's taxonomy places the organism in Eukaryota, Oomycota, Peronosporomycetes, Peronosporales, Peronosporaceae. The record is from the annotation of a GenBank genome assembly.
AUGCGGUGCGCGAACAAGGCCGCCGAGAGCGCGUCCGCACGUCUCUGUGCGGACGCCGAAGCAGAAACCGCAGCAACUGAUGUCUCAUCGGUUGCUGAAGCGACUCAGCCUGUGUCACCUGGUGAUGCAGGCGCUCGUCAUGAAGACACUCAUGUCUUCACAGAGUAUGAGCUCGGUGUCUCAAACUCUCCUGAUACGGAUGACGGAUCCGUAUCGACGGCGAUUGAAUCCAAGCCGCCUGCCAAGCGUGGCAUGGAUGAUGCUUUGCGUCGUAGCAUCUUUGGUUCAUCUGAUGAGUCAGAUGAACCAUCGCCAAAGCGAAGGCGCUCGAGGUCGCGAGACUCGGGCGCUCAUAGUGGUGUCGUUUCUCCAAUGGACACCACUUCGCAACGAGGUGCCAGUACUUCUGUCGGCACGUCGCAGGAAGAGCGGGAGCAUGGCUGCCUCCUAAAUCUGUCAUGGAUCGCUUGUCGGCGACGACAAGUGAUCGCUAUCGAACACGAUUGUUCGAUUCGUCAAGGAUCCAUCACCUUGACCCCAGCGCGAAAGACUAUCGCGCUGAGAAUGAAUUCUUCAUCGAUGCUUUCUUUAGACAUCGAUGGUACAGUGGGAAUCACAAGCGUGAUGGUCCCUCACUACUUCAAGCCUGGAACGCCUAAAUCCAUAACCUUGAGGAUGUAG